CAAAACGUGAGAGAAGGCGAGGGGGAGGGAAUAUGAAAGAGCCUACCUGCCUGACCGAGUCACCAACGACUCAGCUGGUGCGGAGGCUCCGUGUGUUGACCGAACUGACCUCCAGAAAUUGAACUAGUUUCGGAAGAUGGACGGCGUUAUGGAGAAGCAGAUGUUCGAUGCGAAUUGGACGUAUGCUUCUCUGAAAUGUUGCGCUCUUUCGUCAGGUGAGUCAUGAAGUUCCAAGCACCAGUUCCCCGCGGCUCUCAGAAGAUCACGGGGUCGUAUGCUAGGGCCGGUGAGACGGGUUUAUCUUCUGGUAACAGCAGUGCGGUGUUUCCGGAUGGACAGGUUCCGGAGAUUCCGGUUCUGAGGUCGACACGGCACUCCAGGGGGAAUCAGGAAUUCAUCGAGGAGCUCAGAACCAAAGCCGAUGAGCUCGAGAGGCUUUUCGCCGAGCAGAAGCUUCGGAUGUCCGACGAUCAGUUCAGUUCCAGAUGGAGGAGUACAGAUUUCAAUAGCCAAGCGAUUCCUCCUCGAGUUCACGAGAAGCAAAUCAUGACCGAGUCGAUAAGGAGUUCGAGUGGCCAGACAAAGUUUGGCACCUCUCCAUCUGUGAAGACGGUAGGUGAUCAGGAGGGCUAUGCCGAUACUAAUAGGAAAGAUAUAUCGGUUAAUCUGAGGGGGAAAUUCUAUGACGAGUACAUGCAGAGACGGGACGCGAAACUGAGACAAGAAGGGGGAUACAAAAGGGCACUGAAGGUGGCUAAGUUAAAGGACAUGCAGGCCGACCUUGAAAUGAAUAUUUCAGAGUUGAAAGCCAAACUUUCUGGGUCAGUGGAAGGACCGGAUUUAAAUUCUGGCGCACGGUCGCGUAUUGAGAAGCUGCGAUCAUUCAAUAUUCAGUCGAGCACCAGGAUGGACGAGUUUUCCUUGUCACAGCAUACGAGAGCAUUAUUCUGUGGCGAAGCAGAGAUUUAUCCAGACGGACAGAGCGAUGCAUCUCCUGGAGUUGGUUCUUCCAGGAGCUCUGCAACCAAGAAGCAUUUUUCACCUAUUCAAGAUCAGUCUUCCUCGAAACCUCAGACGACCACAGUGCCUGUCCCUCGGCCUUCCUUAAAACCCUCCAACUCCAUUUCUGGAAGGCGAAGGCCGCAAUCCGAAGGCUCUCUUGUGCGGUCACUUCCUGUUAUUCCCAAUUUCUCUAAUACAAAGAAAGAGAACAAAAAUCCUGCUCCAGGACUCGGUCGAACAGCGCCCCGCUCCCAAGACAGGAGCUUCCCCAGAAGCAAAAGCACGGGAGAAGAGACAAAAGUAUAUUGUGCAAAGGAAAAGACGACACGGGAUUCUCAGGCGACGAGGAAAAGCUCUUCCAGUCCGUCAGAGUCCAAGAAUUUGUCUGCUUGGAACUCCAAUGGAGCUAUCCUGGAGUCGGUGAGAUUCGAUGAAGAAUGGGUUCGUCCUGGCCUAAAUGAGGAACUUGUCAAAAGUGCCGAUUCGGAGGCCUUCCCUAGUAACAGCGAUAAUUUGAAAUACAAUGAUGAUUUUGGCGCUUUAGCCUUUGAGGCUGCUGACAUGGCUAAAAAGACUGAAAAUGAUGAAGAGAUCAAAAGUGGAGAAGUUAGAUAUCAUGCCACCUUAGAUGAUGGAAAUUCUGGAUCUCCCAAUGCUGACUCAAUUGGAUCUCAUUAUUCUGAUCUCAUGUCUGUUUCGAUGCUGCCAAGGUAUUACCAACACGACUUAUCAGAAAUUGAUGCUUCUGUUGAUUCCUCAGUUGGAAGCUCCAUAUCCUGGAGCGAGCCGAUGGUCCAUGCGGAGACCGGUCUUGUUCGAACAAGAAAGAAGUGGGGGAAUGCUCAGAAACCCAAUAUCGCCGGUGAUUCUUCCCAGAAUGAAUCUUCCAAGGAUGCGAAGAAAGGUUUUUGGUUGCUUAAGUUUGGAAGAAGUCAGGUGACAGAGAGUUCAGUCAAUAGGGUAUCUGCAUUGACAUCGGAUGGAGAUAACGCUAUUGAAGGCGGGUGUCGUCCUCCUCCCAAGAGAUCACUCGAACACUUGAGGCAGCCUGUUACAGGUUUUUUGCAGGAUCAUUCUUGCAGUGGUAGCUUUACUGCAAGUGAUUUGUUCCAGGAACAAGUUCAAGCCCUAAAUAGGUCUAUCCCAGCCCCACCAGAAAAAUUUAAGCUGAGAGAUGAUCAACAAUCACUGUCAGGAAGCUCUCUCAAAGCACCACGAUCGUUUUUCUCACUUUCGUCUUUCCGGAGCAAGGGAAGAGACUUGAAGGUUUACCACUGAGUCACUCAACUCCUAGUGAGAGUAUUCUGAUCUUUCCCUUUUCAGUGGUUCAGUGUAAAGGAGGAAUGCUUGCCAGAUGCAGACGUUUAGCUAGGCAUGCUUUAAGAUUUGCAUGAGAUCCACUAUUUACCACAGUGCUUGUAUACACCAAAUCAGUUAUACUGCGGAGCCAAGUUGAAUAUGCUGUAUGUUGUGUUGAAGUUCACAGGCACAACACCAAAUCUGAUUUUGGUAUUGUAUAGGCCGCAUUUAUUUCAUAUCAGAAUAUGGUACUGUUCUGUUAUUGAGAGUGAUAGUUUGGCAAGUGAAGAUGAUGAUGUGAUUACGUGCAAGCAAGUGCCAUAUUUUUUGCA
Molecule: messenger RNA, 2633 nt
Organism: Syzygium oleosum
Lineage: Eukaryota; Viridiplantae; Streptophyta; Magnoliopsida; Myrtales; Myrtaceae
Exons: 4
Coding region: 223-2280 (685 amino acids)
Source: RefSeq, a predicted model, not a curated record